This is a messenger RNA of Rhea pennata, 4559 nucleotides long. Its product is annotated as macrophage mannose receptor 1-like. Gene Ontology annotation, cellular component: plasma membrane. The record is from RefSeq and is a predicted model, not a curated record. Gene Ontology annotation, biological process: receptor-mediated endocytosis. Gene Ontology annotation, molecular function: signaling receptor activity. The transcript is spliced from 30 exons. Bases 83 to 4471 code for a protein of 1462 amino acids. Lineage: Eukaryota; Metazoa; Chordata; Aves; Rheiformes; Rheidae.
GCGGCCCUGCCCGGCGGGAAACCCGCUCCUCACCGCGGCCGCGGCCCGCCACCCCUCGGCGGCGGAGGAGCACGGCUCGGCCAUGACCCCCUCCCUGCUCCUGCUUCUCCUCGCACUUGUUCCCCCUGCUUUGCCGCUGCUGGAUACUAGCAUCUUUUUAAUAUAUAAUGAAGAUCACAAGCGCUGUGUACUGGCUCAGAGUUCUAGUUCAGUGACUACUGCUCCUUGCGUUCAAGACAGUGAGUCUCAAAAAUUCAGGUGGGUCUCAGAUCACCAGCUUAUGAGCGUAGCGUUGAAACUGUGCUUGGGAGUGCCUUCGAAGACAGACUGGGUUCCGAUCACUCUGUAUCCUUGUGACAAGGCUAGUGCACUUCAGCGAUGGGAAUGCAGAAAUGAGACUCUUUUUGCAAUCCAAGGGGAAGAUCUGUUUUUCAACUAUGGAAACAGACAGGAAAGGAAUAUUAUGCUGUACAAGGGAUCUGGUUUAUGGAGUAGGUGGAAAGUCUACGGAACCACAGACGAUCUGUGUUCUCGAAGCUAUGAAGAUACCUACACAGUGAAAGGAAAUGCCAAUGGAGCACCUUGUGUAUUCCCUUUUAAGUUUGGUGGUAAAUGGUAUGCUGACUGCACAGAUGCUGGCAGAUCAGAUGGCUGGUUCUGGUGUGGGACCACUUCAAACUUUGAUGUUGACAAGAUGUAUGGAUUUUGCCCAUUGAAAUCUAAUAGUGUUGAUUUGUUAUGGAAUACUGAUCCUUUAACAAAUGUCCAGUACCAGAUUAAUUCUGAGGCAGCUCUGAAAUGGCACCAGGCAAGAAAAAGCUGUCAACAGCAGAAGGCAGAGUUGUUGAGCAUCACUGAGUUGCAUGAGCAAACAUACCUGACAGGUUUGACUGGCAGAUUGAGUUCUGCUCUCUGGUUUGGUCUUAACAGUUUGAAUUUCAACAGUGGAUGGCAAUGGGUUGGUGGUGCUCCUUUUCGAUACUUAAACUGGGUUCCAGGAAACCCCUCUCCAGAGCCUGGAAAAAUCUGUGCAGCAUUAAAUCCUGGCAAAGGUGCUAAGUGGGAGAAUCGGGAAUGUGAUCAGAAACUUGGCUAUAUUUGUAAACGAGGAAAUGCUACUUUAGAAUCUUUCAUUAUUCCUGCAGAGUCUAAUGUGCCUAUUAGAUGUCCUGAUCAAUGGAUGUCGUAUGCUGGUCACUGUUACAUAAUUCACAGAGAUCCCAAAAUAUGGAAGAAUGCCUUAACUUCUUGCAGAAAAGAAGAUGGGGAUCUGGCGAGCAUCCAUAAUGUUGAGGAGUACAGCUUUGUUAUUUCUCAACUUGGAUACCAGCCAGACGAUGAGCUGUGGAUUGGGCUGAAUGACCUCAAAGUUCAGAUGUAUUUUGAAUGGAGUGAUGGCACACCUGUGACGUACACCAAGUGGCUUCGUGGAGAACCCACUCAUGCAAACAAUAGGCAAGAGGACUGCGUCAUCAUGAGGGGAAAGGAUGGAUUUUGGGCAGACCAUUCUUGUGAAAAGAAAAUCGGCUACAUCUGUAAAAGGAAACCCAUGUCAGAAGCUCCUACAGAAGAGGAAACUAUUGACAUGGGCUGCCAGAGAGGCUGGAAAAGACAUGGUUUUUAUUGUUACUUCAUUGGAAAUACAUUUGUAUCAUUUUCUCAAGCAAAUCAAACCUGUGAAAGGCAUCAGGCUUUUUUAGCAACUGUUGAAGACAGAUAUGAACAAGCCUAUCUGACUAGCCUGGUUGGACUGAGAACAGAAAAAUACUUUUGGAUUGGACUUUCGGAUGUAGAAGAAAAGGGAACUUUCAAGUGGACAACUGGUGGAUCUGUCUUGUUUACACACUGGAAUUCCGAAAUGCCUGGCAGAAAGCCAGGCUGUGUUGCCAUGAGAACUGGAAUUGCAGGUGGAUUAUGGGAUGUAAUAAAAUGUGAAGAAAAGGCAAAAUUUCUAUGCAAAAUGUGGGCAGAAGGAGUGACUCCUCCACCUCUUCCUACAACAACUCCUAUUCCCAGGUGUCCAGAAGGCUGGGACUCAAACAGUCGUAUAAGUUUCUGUUUCAAAUCUUUUUCAAGAGGAGAACAAAAGAAAACAUGGCUUGAAUCUCAAGAAUUUUGCCGAGCGAUAGGAGGAGAUCUGGCCUCCAUUAAUGGUAAAGAAGAACAGUAUGUGAUAUGGCGUUCUAUUGCAAACAAUGGGUACUUCCACCAGCACUUCUGGAUGGGUUUAUAUUACUUGAAUCCUGAUGAUGGCUUUGUCUGGAGUGAUGGGUCUCCAGUGAGGUACGAGAACUGGGGCUUUGGAGAGCCCAAUAAUUAUCAAGGAAUUGAACUUUGUGCAGAGAUUAGUGGUGAUUCCAGCAUGUUAUGGAAUGACAGACAUUGUGAUUAUCUGUAUGGAUGGAUUUGUCAGAUAAAAAAAGGGGCAAGUGUGAAACCUGAACCAACAGAAUCUCCUGCACCCAACUACAAGUCUACUGAGGACGGAUGGAUUAUACGUGGAGACAAACAGUAUUAUAUCAGCACAGAAAGUGUUCCUAUGGAAGAAGGUCGAGAGUUCUGCAAGAGGAACUUUGGAGAUCUUGCUGUAAUUGACGGUGAAAGUGAAAGAAAAUUCCUCUGGCGAUAUAUCUUGAAAAAUGGCAAAGAAGAUUCAUAUUUCAUUGGUUUACAACUGAGUGUUGAUCGACGGACAAGCUGGAUGGAUGGGACUCCAGUCAAUUAUUUGGCAUGGGCACCACAUGAACCAAACUUUGCAAAUAAUGAUGAAAAUUGUGUAGUCAUGUAUAAGAAUUUAGGAUUUUGGAAUGAUAUAAACUGUGGCUAUCCAAAUCCCUACAUAUGUGAAAGGCACAACAGUUCCAUUAAUUCAACUGUUCCUCCAACAACAUUUUCAACUCCAAGAGGAUGUCAUCCAACUUGGCUUUCCUUUCAGAAUAAGUGUUACAAAAUAUUUGGAUCUACAGAAGAUGAACGUGUCAGUUGGCAUGCUGCACGAACAGCUUGCCUGAAUUUAGGAGGAAACUUGGCUACUAUCCCUAAUGAACAAGUGCAAGCUUUUCUCACCUUUCAUAUGAAGGAUUUUAUGACUGAUACAUGGAUUGGAUUAAAUGAUAUAAAUCAUGAACUGAGGUUCCUUUGGACGGAUGGAAAGGGAGUUUACUUUACAAACUGGGCCAAAGGCUUCCCGACAGGACAUACAGAUUUAUACUCAUAUGAUGGCCAGGCUGAUUGUGUUGUCAUGCGAAACAGUCCUGUUAAAGAGGCAGGGAAGUGGGCUGAUGAGAGCUGUGAUAACAACAGAGGUUAUAUAUGCCAAAUUGAUGGAGACUCAGAGUUUCUCCCUUCUACAAGUACAGCCCCAUCCAGCGUUAUUCGUUAUGGUAACAGUAGUUAUUUGUUCAUCUAUACCAAAAUGAAAUGGGAGGAUGCACGAAAAAACUGCAGACGUCAUGAUCAGUUUGACCUUUCCAGCAUCUUAGACCCCUACAGUCAUUCGUUCCUGUGGCUGAAGAUAUUGAAGUAUAGGGUGCCGAUAUGGAUUGGUCUUAACAGUAAUGUGACCAAUGGGCAUUAUGAGUGGAUUGAUAACUGGAGAAUGAAGUAUACUAAGUGGGCUGAAGGGGAACCAAAGCAGCAAAUAGGUUGUGUCUAUCUGGACAUUGCUGGAGCCUGGAAGACAGGAUUCUGUAAUGAAAGUUACUUCUCUGUUUGCAAAAAACCUGAUGUUCAAGCUCCCACUGAACCCCCUCAGCUUCCAGGAAGGUGCCCUGAAUCAGAAGAUCACAAGUCUUGGAUCCCUUUCCGAGGUCAUUGCUACUACAUUGAAUCUUCAUCUACAAGAAACUGGGCCCAAGCCUCUUUAGAGUGUCUCCGACUAGGAGCAUCUUUGGUGUCAGUUGAAGACUCAGCUGAAGCCGAUUUCCUGGCAUACACCAUUGAACCACUUGAAAGGAAAACGUCAACUUUUUGGACAGGAAUGUACAGAAAUGUAGAUGGAGAAUGGUUGUGGCUAGACAACACUGCGGUGAAUUUUGUCAACUGGAAUGUAGGAGAACCUUCACCUCAACAAAAUGAGCACUGUGUUGAAAUGUACGCAAACUCCGGGUUCUGGAAUAAUAUUUAUUGCAGUUCCUAUAAAGGCUAUGUUUGCAAAAAACCGAAAACAGCUGAAAUGCCGCCAGCAGCUGAAAUGCCACCAGCUGAAAUGCCUACAAAGGCAAUGACAAAGGAGGAGAAGGCUUCUACUCUAAACCAUGGUAAAACAGGAGUUGUAGUUAUUGUUGUGAUCCUCAUCCUAGUAGGAACUGGCCUUGCAGGCUAUCUUUUCUACAAAAGAAGAAAGAAUCGCUUGUUGGCAAACGACAGCUUUGAGAACAAUUUGUAUUUUAAUAGUGAUGCAGUUCCUGGAACUAGUGACACGAAGGAUCUUGUGACCAACAUAGAACGGAAUGAACAUGCAACACUCUAAUGUAAUAAAAUAAAAUUUAGUGUAAUAUGUAAUGUAAAAUGUAAUGUAAUAAACUGUGCCUUGUUUUAAUAAAGUUAUGCAACUAGAA